AUGUCAGAAUCUAUUUCAAGUUGUCCCGCGGCCAGUGAUGGGGUCGGCUCUGCAGAGAGAGGCCCCCUCUGGCCGGGGGUUCCCCUGCGGGUGAUAGAGUUUUUCAGCGGCAUAGGGGGCCUCCGGGUGGGUCUGGUUGAGGCUGGUGAGGCUCUGAGACAGCGCGGGGUUGGCAGUUUUGCUGCGGAGUUUGUGGCGGCCUACGACGUCAGCACAACAGCAAACGGAGUGUAUGCACACAACUUCAGCAGCAAGCCGAUUUGUGCUUCCAUCGAACACCUCUCGCUGCAGCAAGUGGAUGGAAAGGCGCAGCUCUGGCUGCUCUCUCCCCCCUGCCAGCCCUACACGCGGGGAGGCAAGAAACUGGACAUGCAGGACGGGCGGGCUACGGGUUUUCUGCAUUUGCUGCAGCUCCUAGACAGUUGCGCCUCUCCCCCUCAGUUCAUAUUCUUGGAAAAUGUCCGGGGUUUUGAAGGCUCAGACACUUGGCACUGCAUGCAGCGAGUGCUACUGAGAAAGCACUACAGCGUGCAGCACUUUCUACUCUCCCCCACGCAAAUCGGCAUUCCCAACACGAGAGUUCGCUACUACUGCCUCGCAACGAGGCACACAGACCUCCCGAAACAGCAGCAACAGCAGCAGCAGCAGCAGCAGCAGCAGCCCCAGACAGGUCUGAAGCAGCAGCAACAGCCACAGCAGGCGGCGCCAGAAGCUCCCGAAGUCAGCGCGCUGGGGGCUGCUGGGCUGCAGCUAAUUCCCCCAGAUCUGAAUACGGAGUGGAAUCCAAGGAGCCCCGUUACCAGCGCAGCCCCCAGGCUGCGCCGUGUUGGCGAAUUUUUAGAAAAAAAUAUUUCUGCAGCAGAGUGGGAGGCGCUGCGGGUUCCUGCGGAUCGACUGACUCGCUUUCUUGAAUCGGAAGCAGAAGCUGCACAGGCAGAAAACGGUGAGGGGGGAAGCGGGGCUGCAGAGGACUCCGCGAAUUCAGAAUUCAACAAAAAAGAAGAAAGCACUGAGACGGAAAUGGAGUUAAAUCAAAGAAAAAAGAGGAACUCAAACACUCAGCAAAAGUUCAACAACGGCUUCCGCUUGGAGCUCGUCAGCCCAAGCUCCACGGCGUCCGGCACCUUUACUAAAGGCUACGGGCGAAACCUCCACUCCGGAGGGCCUCUGCUGCUUAUUUGUGAAGAAGACCAGCCUUCAGGAGGCCGAGAAGCAGCAGCAGAAGCGGCAGCAGCAACACCAUCCGGAGCCGCAGCAGAGAGCCGCAGCACAGUGGAAUCUCCAGCAGUUGUCACAGGAGAAGCUGCAGCAACAGGAGCUGCUGCAGCAGCAGCAGCAGUGCUUCGUCCGGACACCUUGGAGCGUCGCCGAUUCCGCCGUUUGCGCGCUGGCGAUUCAGUUCGUUUCUUCUCAAGUCGUGAGCUGCUGCGACUUCACGGAUUUCCAGAAACAUUUUCUUUCCCCCCUUCGCUGCCCUUUAGAAAGAAGGCAGCGCUUGUAGGGAACUCCGUGAACGUGAAAGUUGUGGCGCUGCUGCUGCAGCACUUGCUGCAUCAGCACUUACUGCAAUAG
Molecule: messenger RNA, 1572 nt
Organism: Eimeria tenella
Lineage: Eukaryota; Apicomplexa; Conoidasida; Eucoccidiorida; Eimeriidae
Product: DNA methyltransferase 2, putative
Exons: 1
Coding region: 1-1572 (523 amino acids)
Molecular function (GO): methyltransferase activity
Source: RefSeq, a predicted model, not a curated record